Colletotrichum higginsianum IMI 349063 is the source of this 258-nucleotide messenger RNA. Its product is annotated as KR domain-containing protein. The transcript has a single exon. NCBI's taxonomy places the organism in Eukaryota, Fungi, Ascomycota, Sordariomycetes, Glomerellales, Glomerellaceae. The record is from RefSeq and is a predicted model, not a curated record. Bases 1 to 258 code for a protein of 85 amino acids.
AUGGGCAAGACGGGAUGGGGUGGAGGACUUGAGAGCUUCACUUCCAAGCUUGUGGGACUCUUCGCGGACGAGUCGAUUCUCGCCAUCGGGUCGCACAUCAUGGAGAGGUCAGCGCGAAUUCUUGGAGCCCAAGAAGAGGAUUUCCAAUAUGAUAGCAUCUCCGUCUCGAGCCACGUCAUCGACUCUAUGAUUGGUGUCGAGCUCCAGUCUUGGUUGUUCAAGGAAUUCGGCGUUCAGGUCAGUGUCCAGAUCAGCUAG